AUGCACCGGGACCGGGACAAGGCCACCUCCAUACACCGCAAGAUCGCCGGCGCGUCCGCGAUCAACGCAGCAAGAACCUCGAAGGUCGUGCACCUUCCGGCGCGCUGGGCCACGGCGUCCCUCGGCACCAACAACUACGUCGUCACGGUCGGCCUGGGCACGCCGGCGAGGCACUUCACGGUGGAGUUCGACACAGGCAGCGACCUGUCGUGGGUGCAGUGCAAGCCCUGCCACGACUGCUACGAGAAGAAAGACGCGUCGACCUUCUCCACCGUGCCCUGCGGCGCCCGGGAGUGCCGGGACCUCGGCAACUUACGGACCUGCUCUUCGCCGGGCGACCCGUGCCGGUUCGAGGUCGCCCGCGACCUGCCGUCGCUGUACUUCGUCCGGCUCGUCGGCGUCAUGGUCGCCGGGCAGGCGGUGAAGGUCCCAGCGGCGAGAAUGCUCGUCAACUCGGGCACCCAGCGCACCAACCUCCCCGACAGCACGUUCGCCGCGGUCUGGUCGGCGUUCGCGUGCCUGAUGGGGAGGUACAGGAUGCCCAAGGCUAAGAACCCUCUGUAUGCAUUUGUGCGAAAAGAGCUGAAGAGAAGGACGUGCACAUAA
Miscanthus lutarioriparius is the source of this 606-nucleotide messenger RNA. NCBI's taxonomy places the organism in Eukaryota, Viridiplantae, Streptophyta, Magnoliopsida, Poales, Poaceae. The record is from the annotation of a GenBank genome assembly.